Contarinia nasturtii (swede midge) is the source of this 4209-nucleotide messenger RNA. RefSeq lists its product as uncharacterized. Gene Ontology annotation, cellular component: extracellular region. The transcript has 11 exons. Gene Ontology annotation, molecular function: chitin binding. NCBI's taxonomy places the organism in Eukaryota, Metazoa, Arthropoda, Insecta, Diptera, Cecidomyiidae. The record is from RefSeq and is a predicted model, not a curated record. The coding region runs from base 877 to 3177 and encodes 766 amino acids.
AGAUGUUGGUUCAGCAUAUUGACUACAACAGAUGUCUAAUAUGUAAAAGAUGUAAGACAGCAUACGGUUUUUUUUAUCGAAACUGCACAAAGUAGUCUACUGUGUUUCAAUUGUGGAAUUAAUUUACUUUUUUUUUCUGCCGAGCGCUAUUAUAUAUCAAACACAAACAAUUUGUAUUUACCAACGUGCUAGCGAGAGUAAAAUCAUUAAAAUAGAAAACACGUUUGAGAUUAGAGUGCGUGAACUUAAAUGACCGCAAAUUACCUGUGAAAAAAAAAGACUACGAUGCGCUGAUAAAAUCAAUUACAUUUGAAUCAGAAACGUGAAUUUGCCUACACAUUGUAUUUCAAUAGUGGUAACAAUAACGAAGCCGAUCAAAUAAAACAAUGUUAAAUAGGCGAUAAACAUUUGCAUUGGAUGUCAAAUAGAAAAAAAACGUUAUCAAAGUGUGUUCAAAAACAGAAAUAUAUAUCGUGAACAUUUAUUACAAUAAACGUUUUACUUUCGCGUCACUAAUCUAUUAUUAUUAAUAAUUUAUUUGUUGUAAAGACAAUCAAAUGAUGAUAAAAAUAGAGUACAUUCACUGAUAAAUUGAAUUCAUAACAUAGGUGCAUACAUUACACUUAUUGAUGCAUUUCGGCAUUGAAAAUACAACGGAAAAUGUACUUUUUAGCCAUUACAAUUAUUUCGUUUGAUAGCACAGUGUCAUCAAUAACAUCAUCAAAGCAUCGUUUUGUUUGAUUCAAUCGUCUGAAGCAUCGUUAUAUCCAUCGCAAACGUUCUUUUAGCUCUUUUACCUGCCAUUGAUUCAGUGCUUUAUAGAACAAAAUAAAAUAACAACAAUUGAUCGAGACAGAAAGAGUUAUAGAACAAAACAUGUUCAGCAUAAUGAAAAUGUACAUGCUCUUCAUAGGUUCGAAUAUAAUUAUUGUCGCAUCAAUGUCAAAUUUUCAUAGCGAUAAACAUACUAAUCAGACGUCCACUACCGAAAAUGGUUUGCAUUUCAAGUGGAAUAGCCAGCGUAUUGACUCGGCGGAACGAAUUCGCCGCUUAAUACCCUAUAUGACAUUUUACAUUCCAACAUCAAGCAGAGACUAUCUUCCUACAUCUCCAUAUCGGCCCAUCAAUAAACCCAUGAAUCCAUAUAUUUAUCAUGAAUCGGCAACGAUACCAACAAAUUACAAUGCACAGCAUUUGUAUUUGCCAUCAGCUGGGGCGGCGAUACAGAGAAAGCCAACUUAUGUUGAUGACAAAAUUAAAAACAAGCUCAAACAAUCACAACCGAUAACAAAAAAUACGUAUGUAACACCUUUAGUCGAUGUAGUCGUACCACAACAAUCGUAUCAAUUAAAUAGUGAUGUUUAUAACAAUGAGGCAGGAACGCAGUUAAUUCGUCCGGCUGCUUAUUCAAAUGAAAAUGGAGAAAAUCUCACACCAUUUUUGCCAUCUAAUCAAGUGCCCGGCCCAUUUCGACCGAUUAUUUCACCGAAAAAUUAUACACAUGAUUUUCCAAAUACAUUAAAUCGACCGAACCGUAUAAAAUACUCAAAUAAAAGUCCAGUUUUAAAAGAAUCAAUACCGUUAGCAGUUACAAAUACACAUCAGCUACGACCAGAGUCACAUAUUCAGGCGUAUUAUGUGGCAUCAUCAACAUCAUCAACCGAACAACCAAUCACAAACAAUGGCAUUGAUGAUAAUUCAGUACAACAAGUAUAUCUAAUAAAACCAAUUUUAAAAUCGGAGAUUAACGACCACAAAUCAGUAAUAAAAAUGAAUUAUCCACAACGUGCACAACAACGUUACAAACAAUUCGCAAAGAAUAUACAAACGACAAAAGCAACGAAAAUCAACUAUGACAUAGAUCCAGACGAUGGUUAUGGUGGCCGAGUACUUCUUCCAUAUGAAUCUUACUAUACAAAAGAUUAUAAAAGUGUGCCGCACAUUCAGUCGACGGUGCAUUCAUCCUAUUUACAGAAACCAACCGCUAAACCGGUGAAUAAUGAGUACAAUUAUAAACCCGAACCGACUAUUAACGCUUUCGAACCUGUGUCAUACGAAUCAUACAAAAAUACUCAUCAACAUUUGACGGAAACCACACCAAUUGGUCUUCAGACAAAUCAAAAUCAAUCGACAAUUGAAAUUAAACCGAUCGCAUACGGUAACUUGAUUUCAACCACAUCAAGUCCAAAACCAUUACACGAUAUUCUCUAUAAUAUGAAUAAAACUUCACUUCAAUUGCUGCUAACAAAAUUAAAAGAAAAUAAUUACUUGCCAAAAACAUUUACAAUGAAUAAACUGGACAAUUCAUUGAGAACCCUUACAAAAGUGUUGAGCGAUUUAAAAAAGACCCAAAAACCCAUUCAAAAUGAUCAACAUUCACCAUUAUAUCCGGUACGGUAUCCACCAAAACAUCAACCCAUUAAAGACACAUUUGAAAAUUUGCAACCGAUAUACCCACUCCAAAGCAAUGAAGCCCCUGGACCACAGUCAGGUGAACCGGGCGUAGAUUUUCCGGUUUUUUCCGUGAUACCAAAGACAAGUUUCAAUUGUUCAGAACAAAGGUAUAAGGGAUUUUUUGGUGACCCAGAUACAAGUUGUCAGGUUUGGCACUACUGUGAUUUGAAUGGUGGUCAAGCAUCAUUUCUCUGUCCAAAUGGCACGAUUUUCAAUCAAGUGCUAUUGACGUGUGAUUGGUGGUUUAACGUGAAAUGUUCUUCAACAGCGCAGCUUUAUGUUCUCAAUGAAAGAUUAUAUAAAUAUAUUUUACCACUGAAUCCAAAAUUCCCCGAAGACUAUAGCGGACCUUUAGUCGAUAAAUAUCUAGCCAUAAAAUAUCAAGAAAUGGAAGAAAAAAUGCAACAUGAAAGAACGCGGAAUCGAGUGAACAACAAUGAGGAUAUCGAAACUGAUAUCGAUACAACAUCAACUGAAGACAUAACACUAAUGGGUGAAACCGAUUCAAUGCAAACAACCACAACAGAAAAUUCCAUAAUCAUAACAUCUGACACGGAACCAACUACACCCGAUUAUCGAAAUUACUAUCAAACAACAACAUUUAUACCGCCACUGCUUCCACCAUUGCCACCGCCACCGAAGUUUCACGUGGAGAGUGAACGGGCGGAAGUUAUUGAAAUUCGUUCAGAUGGAUCUUCUGGACACUUGGUCCGUGGAGGUUGAAGUCGACGAUAAGUGACAAAUGAUUAUAAUGUUUUCUUUUCUAAUUUAUUUUCUGAAAAUGAUAAAAAUAAAACAAUAUAUAUCACAUUUUAAAUACGAAUGCUAGAGUGUAAUUUUAUGAGUCCUUUCUUUUAAGUUUAGUUUAGUAAAUUGAUUCAAAUGACAGUGAGCGAAAAACAAAAUAUAUAUAUAAAUAGUAACAAAAGGAAAAUGCUAAUAAAUAUGCUGGAUUCAGUUUUACUGCACAAAUAAUUGAUGUAUUCAAAAAACCAUGGUAAAAUAUAUAAUAUUCAUGAAAGAAUCACUUUGGUUCUUCAUAUGGAAUUUUUCAUCCAAAUGGCAUCCGACACAAUAGCUAUAAUAAUUUUAUGCAAAUGAAUUAUGCUUUGAGCAUAAAGUGUACCAUUAUUCAUAAGAGGUAAUGACGAAAACGAUCAAAAUUGAGUCCAGCUACGUUCAGACCAAAAAUAACAACAACACGAAUCAAUGUUUUGUUUGCAUAUUUAAGAAUAUGAACAAACACCAGUAAAUUCACUUUACUUUCACUUUGUCUCUCAUCGAAACGCUCUCAUAAAAUGAAUUUGUACAUAAGUAUGCAUAAAGAUAUGCAUAUAAUUUAUAGAAAAUUGUAUAUAAUUGUGAUUUUUUGAUUUAUUUAUCAAUUUUUAGUGUCAAUAAAGAUUCGAAAACGGUUCUCUCCAUUUUUUAUGUUCAACUCAUUCAGGAAAAUCACACACGAGACAUUCAAUUUAUUGACCACAAUUAUAGUUGUUGCUUGCAAUUAAAACAAAAUGAAUCAUUUUCUUUCUCUGUUUUUGAAUUAACAUUAUGGCUAUGUUUAUGAUGUGUAUUAUUUUAUAUUAAUCCAUAACAAGCCUGUAAUAAUUGAAAAGAAUUAGCUCGAUUCAUGCAUAAAUGAUUAAAAAAACUGUACAUAAAUGAGUUCCAUACAUUGUCAUUGCAAUUGAAUAUGAAGAAUUGGUAGAUAAGGGAGAGAGAUUAUUUUUUUUCGCAAAAUAUUUAUCGAUGACG